Aspergillus puulaauensis is the source of this 2142-nucleotide messenger RNA. RefSeq names its product Zn(II)2Cys6 transcription factor. The coding region runs from base 1 to 2142 and encodes 713 amino acids. The record is from RefSeq and is a predicted model, not a curated record. The transcript has 6 exons. Gene Ontology annotation, biological process: DNA-templated transcription; regulation of DNA-templated transcription. Gene Ontology annotation, molecular function: DNA binding; DNA-binding transcription factor activity, RNA polymerase II-specific; zinc ion binding. Lineage: Eukaryota; Fungi; Ascomycota; Eurotiomycetes; Eurotiales; Aspergillaceae.
AUGGAUUCACAAUCAAACAGGAAAACCAUCCGCCCGACCAAGCACAUCACCCGUGCCUGCACUGGAUGUCGCCAACGAAAGACCAAAUGUGACGGUGCGCGGCCACAAUGUGCGAACUGCCGCCUUCAUAACCAGGAGUGUAUGAUGCCGCAGGCGGUCGAUAAGCGAACAGUGCCUUCGAAAGAGCGAUAUACACGCUUGGAGCAGUAUACUCGGUCGCUGGAGUCAGUUCUCUUGCAGAAUGGCAUGCCACUGCCACCGCAGCUGGAUAACUAUUCCGCGCCCGACUAUAUAAUAAACCCCAAUCCGAUCAUUCAGACCCCCGUUUCCCACGACGAUAGUUCCUGGGGAGAGACCAGCGAUCGAGCAAUCUCUGCACUACAGGUGCCUCUCGAUGAUACGGAUGGCGACUUGAAUGUCCUGAGUGAGCGAUUCGGCUCACUGCAGCUGGCUGACGACGGACAAGUUCGGUUCUUUGGGGCUACCUCUAACCUGCAUAUCCAACACGUUGGGCUAUUCUCCCUGACCGACUCCAAGAUUCGCUCGGUAUACGGCAAAGAAAGGGAGAUCCUCCGACAAGGGGGGUUAAACGAUCCAGUACCGCAGGAGCUAGAAGAUCACCUCUUGCGCCUGUACUUCUGCUGGGAGAACCCUAACAUCCCGGUGGUCGACCAAGACAUUUACUACACAGAACGGGCAAACUACCGCGCAACCGGCAGACCAACACAUCGUUACUCAGAAACGUUAACAAACGCAAUGUGUGCAGGGGGAGCAGCACUUACACGUCGGCAUCCUCGCGGGUUGCCUGAAUCUCUAGCCGAGUUCUUCAGCAGUCGAGCAAAGGCCCUUCUGGAGGUAGAAAUGGACGCACCGGGUCUGUGUACUGUGCAGGCCUUGGUUAUUUUGAGCGGCGUGGAGGCAUUUCUGACUAGGGAUGCACGAGGAUGGCUCUAUAGCGGUAUGGCCAUGAGGCUGGCAAUCGACCUCGGCCUACAUUUGAAGCCCUCUGCUUCUAUCCGGAGAGGUCUGCUCGACGCAACCGAGAUGAGGCUCCGCAGGAUUAUCUUCUGGGGUGCUUACAUCCACGAUCGCAUGUGGAGUUUCUAUGUUGGUCGUCCCGAAUCUCUCGACGAGAAGCAUAUAUUCGUGGAGCCGCUGAGAGCGAUCGAUGUCGCCCAGAGGACUGCGCCUCUCUGGCAACCAUACAUAGAUGAAACCAAUAGCCCAAAUCCUCCAGGACCGCCGUCGCUUCUAGGUGAAGUUGCCCAAUAUACCGUCUCCCUAUGUCGCAAAAUGUCGCAUAUUCGCCGAGUCUUAUACAACUCUCCAUAUCCAGAUGGGUCAGAAAUCAAAUCACUCCAUGGCGCUGCCCGGAAACUCAGGGACGACUUGCUCUCUUGGGCAGAAAGCCUUCCAUCCUCCAUUGCUCUUCGUGACGGGGAGCAGCAACCUCUGCGACCGCCCCAUGUGCUACAGCUUCACAUGCAAUACUACGCGAUCUUGGUGGUGAUCGAUAGACCGUUCACGUACGGUCGGUAUCAGAGGCUCCCCGGGUUGACGCCAGCCGAUAUGGAGGAAAGCCACACGGCAUGCACAAAUGCUGCAGUCUCACUUGUCAACCUCCUACAAACAUACCGAUCUCAUCAUGGCGCCAGACAAAUGAAUAUCCACACCGUCCAUUUGGUCUUCACUGCGGCGUUGGUCCACAUUCACAAUGUCUACUUUGCUCCAUGCGAAGCUGUGCGGACAGCAGCACGUCGAUUCUUGCAGAUCAGCUGUCAGGUGCUCUCUGAGAUUGGACAAGCGUACAGGAAUGCUCUUCGUGCUCUAGAGAUUAUCACAUCCAUAAAAUCGGAAUUGGCGCGAAGUGAAGGCAACCGAUCGCGACCAGACAGCCACCAUGAGUACAACAGCGCCUUGAAUAAGCGUGCGCGGCUGGAUCCCAGUAAUACACCAACAGUAAGCUCAAGUGUUGGACCAGAUUCCGGGGCUCAGCUACUUGGAGCUCCUGCGAUGGAGGGACUUGAUAUGUUGGAGGAAUGCUUAGAUAUCUCCCCUUCCACUACUUUGUUGGCUAGUGAUUCGCUGUUCACAGAGACUUGGGGUUGGAUAUCACCACCAGAUUCGUUCAGUACUAGCUAG